Molecule: messenger RNA, 1074 nt
Organism: Neoarthrinium moseri
Lineage: Eukaryota; Fungi; Ascomycota; Sordariomycetes; Amphisphaeriales; Apiosporaceae
Exons: 1
Coding region: 1-1074 (357 amino acids)
Source: RefSeq, a predicted model, not a curated record
AUGAAUUCAUCAGACGCCGCGCCCUUGACUUGCCAGGCCAAACCCGCCAUUAACGACGCCUACCCCGAGCUCUCCGAAAGACCACUGCUACCAUUUGACGAGAGUCCCGUCGCAGCCUCGAUUGGAGACACAUCAGCCAGUCCCCAGCGACAUUUCACCAACUUCGUCGGAACACCAGCCCAGAUUCACGACCUCCCCGAGGAGCUCUACUCGCGGAUCUGGGAUUUCCUGCUGGAGCCCGACUGCGAAGCCCCUUCCUUCAUCUGGGAGGUGCUCGUCCCCUCGGCGGACUCAGCGCUGCGCGUCCGCCCGGCGCCCAUCGCGGGGGGCGAGAAGCAGCACUAUAUCGACACUCGCGGCAGGACCCUGGGGCGGCUGGCGCUGCUCAACGCCAACGCCCGCUCCUACCUCGCGAAGCGCUACGUGCGGCUGGUCUCCAACGAUAUCUGCGAGCCGCAGCGCGGAUACUGGGUCGACCGGGAGAACGACGUCUUUGCCCUGCUGCGCGAGGUCCCCUACAUCGAGGGCAUUCCGAGGAGGUGGUUUCGUCCCCAGACGUGGGAGGAGCAGGAGAGGUUAAUCCGGACGGCGGCGGCGCUUCGUCACGACCACCCCCACGGCCUCAGGCUCAUACGGAACGUCAUUGCCCCCGUGGCGUGGUUUGCGGACCUGCGAGCGGAAUCUGUACCAUGCUCAGCGAGGUACGCUGCAGUUGUCGACUCCCUGCCGUGCCUCCGCAAAGUUUUCAUUAUCCAGGGACAUGCAUGCGGGUUCAAGCAGUUCCCGGACUGCAUUCACAGAAUACGUCUGCAGACGGGACCAUGGAGUUCGAUACCCGCAGUGAAUCUCGUGUCGAGCAGAAAGACAGCCAAGUGCUGGCCGCAUAAUGCAAUCGACCAGUCAAAUAACAUACCGAUUAGUGAGACGCCUCCCACGAAUCCUUCCCUGCAACUACAUCAGAAGUAUGAGCAUCGACUCUCAUCUACACUCACAGAGCAAUUCAGAGUGUCUUGGCAGCGUUUUGACCAGCGUGGCGUUGGCAAAGUUUGCAUAAAUGGCAUCUGCGAGAUUUAA